AUGGACCUGAAGAUUCGACUAGCCCUUUUUGCAUCUCACUUUUAUUUCAGUAUAAGCUUCCCUAUCCAGGUGAACACUGAACAAAGCUAUGAAGGAGUUGCCUUCCCAGAGAGUGAGGAAGAAUCUGUUUUUAGUUUAAUUUUAAAAUCCAAUAAAGGCAGCAAGACCCGUUUAUAUGAAGGUGACAUUACCCCAAAAAGACAUCGCAAUGCCAUAGUCUGUCCAUUUAACUGGUGCUUUUGGCCCAAAUCAUCUAAUGGACUCGUCGUCAUCCCCUAUGUCAUCUCUUCUUCCUACACUAAUGAGGAGAAAGCUCUGAUUGUUGGUGCCAUCCAAGAAUAUGAGACCUUGACUUGUAUUCACUUUGUAGACCGCACAACGGAAACUGACUAUAUAUAUAUAGAGGCUGGAGACAGCUGCUGGUCUUACUUUGGAAAGGUUGGGGGCUCCCAGGUGGUGUCGGUGCGCAAAGGGGGUUGCAUGAGAAAAGGAAUCAUUCAGCAUGAACUAAACCAUGCACUAGGGAUGCUGCAUGAACAGAACAGGAACGACAGGGACAAAUACGUAGUGAUUUCAUGGCAGUACAUUAGUCCAGGUGAUUUUUAUCACUUUAAGCCAACCAGAGCUAAUAACCUGGGCCUCAAGUAUGACUAUUCCUCCGUGAUGCACUAUCACAGAUUUGCUUUCUCCAAUACAUCUGGAAAGGCAACCAUUACACCGUUCCAUGACAGCACAGUGCCCAUUGGACAGAGGUUUGGACUGAGUAACCUAGAUGUGGCCAAAAUCAACAAAUUAUAUAAAUGUGUGCAAUGUGGCAAGACUUUAACUGCCAUGAAUGGGAAAUUUGAGUCUCCACUGUAUCCUUCUCACUAUCCUCUGCUAACAGACUGUGCCUGGAUAAUGAUAGCACCAGAAGGAUCCAAGAUAUCAUUGACUAUAUUGUCCUUCCUUCUGGAGGAUUCCUUUCAAUGCCAGCAUGACUGCCUGGUUAUUUACGAUAGAGGUACAAUCACAGCCCGUUCUGAGGGUAAAUACUGUGUGAAUGACAUAGUUCCAGGCUUCCUCUCCUCUGGGAACUCAGUGCUUGUCCAGUUCCACAGUGACUACUUCCUGCAGUAUUUUGGAUUCCAGGCUGAAUACUCAUUCAGUAAAUAUGAAGGCAGUAAGGAACGCAGUGUAAUCUAG
This is a messenger RNA of Gopherus flavomarginatus (Mexican gopher tortoise), 1185 nucleotides long. Its product is annotated as hatching enzyme 1.2-like. Bases 1 to 1185 code for a protein of 394 amino acids. The record is from RefSeq and is a predicted model, not a curated record. The transcript has 11 exons. Gene Ontology annotation, molecular function: zinc ion binding; metalloendopeptidase activity. Gene Ontology annotation, biological process: proteolysis. Lineage: Eukaryota; Metazoa; Chordata; Testudines; Testudinidae.